UGUCGCCUACUCUCCCCCCACCGCCAUUUUGGGAGUCAGAUUGUAAAUAUUACUAGUUCAGGAAACCAAAUUCGUCCACAAAUUUGGUGGCAUUAAUAUGGUGCACACUUGCGUAGUGGCCGGUUGUCGGAACAGGAGGACUCCAGGCACCGCAUUAUCCUUCUACAGGUUUCCACGCGACCCGGAGCGGAAGCAGCGCUGGAUCGCUGCUGUGAAUCGUGAAGGGUGGGUGCCAAACGAGGGCAGCAGACUCUGCAGCACACACUUCAUUUCAGGAAAACAAGUGAAAAAUCCUCGAUCUCCAGACUAUGUUCCUUCAGUUUUCACUUCAGCGCCACUGUCCCCAAAUAUGAAAGAAGCAAGUUCUUGUGAAAUGUAUGAUAAACAGGAGGCACAAGUGGAGGCCGCCAAUGCUUUGCUUUUUCUGCAAGGACAAGGGCGUUUCUUGGAGAACCAUGGCCAGAUGACAAGUCAAGAAGAGCCAGAGAGUGUUUCCUCUUCACUGAGCAGUUGUGACGAGGAGGAUGUUAAGACUGAAGAUGGCGUAGAAGAAGAAAUCUCACAAACAAGUGUAAUCCAAAAAGGACAACCAGUCAAAAACAUUCCCUCUGACUAUGAGUCCAGUCUCGAGGCUCUUAAGAAAGAAAACAUGGAGCUGAGGGAAUCACUAGAAAAGAUGUCUCUCACUGAGGCUUCCUUUAGGAAUGAUCCAGAGAAGGUUCGCUUUUACACAGGAUUGCCAAACUACUUUGUGUUCGAGACAGUCAUGUUGCUUCUCAUUCCACAUAUGAAAGGAGACAAAAAUGUAAAACUCUCUAAAUUCCAGCAACUUCUCUUAACGCUAAUGCGCCUCAAGCUGGAUCUCAGAAACCAAGACUUGGCUUAUCGUUUUGGGGUCAAGGUUGCCACAGUGGCCAGGACUGUCCAUCGGAUUAUUCAUAUAAUGUUCACCACUCUUGUGCCAACUGCUGUUUUUUGGCCCUCCAGAGUGGAGCUCAGAAAAAAUCUACCCGCCGCAUUGCGUUGCACGUACCCAGACUGUGCGGUGAUCAUUGACUGCUUUAGGGUGUCUCUAGAAAGAGCUCUCGGUGUGGAUGGAAAUCAAGAUGUUGCAUCUACAGCAUUGACCACACCAGUGCAAUCGACUGUGAAUGAGCUUAAAUACGUCAUCGGUGUUGCUCCUCAGGGUGUAGUCACGUUUGUUUCCAGAGGAUCUCCGGGACACGUCAGCGACAAAAGUCUAGUUGAGAGUUCUGGCCUCCUUAGUAAACUCCUGCCUGGUGAUGUUGUUCUGGCAGAGCGUGACUUUGACAUUGAGGGCUUAGUGGGGUCUCGGAAAGCCGAACUCAAAAUCACUCGUAGCAAUUACUUUGAAAAUAGCCAGAACGGACUGGAUGGAGAAGAUUUCUCGCCAGUGGGAGCACUUUCAGAUAAAGCAAUUGCUCAUAUGCAUGUUGAAAAGGUAAUAGACAUUGUUAAGAGGAGAUAUUCGAUGUUAACUGGACCAGUAGAGAGCCCCUUUACAGUCGUAGACCACACUUCCAAUGUGAGCACUUUUGAUAAGAUUGUGCAGGUUGCUUGUGCCUUGAAUAAUCUGUGCAUUUCUGCUGCGCCACUGGAAUGAUAUUUGCCACACUUUUGUAAAAGCCACUUUUACUUGUACCAUUGCUGAAUGCACCUUUAUUGUUUCUCUUUUAUUACAGAAGAGAUUUUCUGUUCUUACAAGAGGGAUCAGAACAUAAAGGACUGGUUUACAUCUGGUGUUAAGAUGCAUUUUGGUCAAUCUGAUUAGAAGUAGACGAGAGAGACACACAUUCCCAAUUAUACCUCCAGCUUAAUCCAGCUGUUUUGUUCACUUUGAUCCACUUUCUUGAUUUCUUUUAGAGGAUUUAAAUAUAAUAUUUUGCAAUAAGCUCACACAUAAUAUAAUAAGAGCAAAGAACAGCAGAUUUUGUUUCUGCUACAAAACUGCAGAAAGCUGUUGGGUUUGUGUUAGAGUCAUGACUGGUAGGUCAAUAAAACUACUGGUAGUUGUGGAUUAAAGCAUAAAAUCUUAUCUUCAAAUUCUUGCAUUUAUAGCCAAAAAGUGAAUCUGUGUUUAAAAAAACUUACAGUGGCUGAGAGAGAAAAAUAAGAAAAUGCAUGCAAAUAGAAAUACGAACAAAUUGAGAAAAAAAGAAUCGUUAUGCACUUCAAUUCACACACAUGCAUGCAAAUUCUUAAAUGUAUCUAAAUACUGAAAUGCACUACAAUUUAAGAAAAUCUUCCAUAUAGAAAAACACUAACAUAUUAAGAAAACAUCAUCGAUUUGACUACACACAUGCGCACAAAUACAGCAUACAAAUACAGAAACACUCUGCAAAUAGUAUAGACUACAACGGAAAUAUGUCGGGGGAACAAACAACAAGGAAUCGUACAAUCAGGACAAUAACAUAAACAAAAAACUCUCAGAAGUCUGACAACAUGGCUGACUCUAAAUUAGGGUCGUCAAAAUACUGGAAUUUGAUACCAAUCUGUACUGAAAUUUUAAAAACGUUACAUUCCCAUGAGCAUUUGAGUGCUGUUGAGCACGUUCUUAAACAGCUCUGAUUUGCCAUUGUGUUCAUGUGUUCAAUAGAAAUGAAUGUGAUUGGCUUUGAAGGUCAUUGGUUCACCAAACUCACCGCUGUUUACUGUGUGUAACCACAGAUAGAGGGACACUAGAGCAUUUUAAAGUCAUGUCGAUCAGCUGGUUUGUCUAUAAGCUGACAUAUGAGCGAUCCGUUGGUGAAUCACGGCUUUAAAGCACUCCAGUGACCCUGUAUCUGUGGUUACACGCAGUAAACAGCGGUGAGUUUGCAGCGACAAGAGUCUAGUUGAGAGAAAGUUGUCAACAGCGCUCAAAUGUUCGAGUGAAAUGGACGUUUUUAAAAUUCCAGUACCGAUUGGUAUGGAAUUCCAGUAUCGUGACAACCCUACUCUAAAAAGGGAGCAGCGGGGCUCGUCACUUUUUAGUGUGACACAUUUGCGUUAUGGUUUGCACUAUUUGCAGUGUGUUUCUGUAUUUAGACGUGUGGUGAGAAUUUGUGUUGUCAAACUGACGAAGAUGUUUUCUCAGUUUGUUUUUGUUUUUAUAUAUGCUCAAGCGCACUUGAACCAUCGUAGAAACUAAAAAAUGGUAUGCAGAAUGAAAGAAAUUAAGACUUGUUUUCACAGAAACUGAACAAAGCUGAGUGGGAAAAGGAACAAAUCAAUACAUUUACAUUGAGGCAGCGUAUUGUGCUUCAUUCAAAUGAUUAAAUACAUUCUCUUCAUUUGGUCUUAAAGUUAUUCAAAAGUCUUAUUUUUCAAUAUCACCUUCAAACCAAACUUAUUAUUUCAUAUGGUGAAGUUGAAAUCAUGUCUGGUUAGAGUACUUUAAUUACACAAACAAUAAUGGUAGGAUGAGUUGGCGUAAAUAAGGUGUUUUUAUCUGAUUUUUGUUUGCAUUUGACCACAUGAGACCACCUCUGGAUGUGGUUGAUAGUUUACAAGCUCAAAGUGUUUCAGCCUCCAUUCACACAUGUAUUUAUCAUCGUCUAUUUGUGAUCAGAUUGACAGAAACAUAUCUUAAUAUCUGCUGUUAACAGGGCCUUAUGCAACUUAAGGACCAGUUCCAAGCAUGAAUUAGGCACAGUUCACUGGACAAUCUUCCCUCUGUGUGUGUGAGAUGUUGUUUUACGUAAGGAACUUCCUUAGUCUCUGAGCUGACUUUGUUGUUGCUUUGGUUUGAUAGAGACAUUCCAUCCAUAGCUUAACUUUAAAUUGGUAUUGUCGAGAGUGGAAGUUGUAUGCUGAGAAUCUCAAAUAUUCAAGGCCCUGAAGAAUCGCCUCGGUCGGAGACACUUGUAGUCAUUUACUUUGACAGCAGCUGCCUUUAGGUUCUAGUGCCUUUGCCUUUCUGAGUUAUGUCUCUUACGAUUUUCUUUCGCUUCUGUAUAGAUAUAUAAUAUAUUUUCGUCUAUAACCCAGCAGUACUGUGCUUUUUACUUCUGAUGAUGCCAAGUCACUCUUACCAUGUGAUUAAGUACCAUAAAAUUACCGUUUAGUUAUUUACAUUGUGUGUGAUCAUUGUUUUAAUCAACAUUAAUAGCAUUUAGCAUGAUGUAUUCACUCCGAAAUUCAACCAUUGCACUUGUUUAUCCUUCCUGGCUGUCACUCAAAUGUGUUUGUGUGCUCCAUUUAUCUGCAUUUGAGAAGAUGAUGCUUAUGUUUUCCCAUUUUUCUCAUGUGUCUGAUGUGCAGAGAUGACACAACUGUAAUUCAAUGUAGCAUCCUGUUGUAUAACAUGUAAGAAAAUGUCUCCAUAAAAUUUUUAAUAACGA
This is a messenger RNA of Danio aesculapii, 4343 nucleotides long. RefSeq lists its product as uncharacterized. The record is from RefSeq and is a predicted model, not a curated record. The coding region runs from base 98 to 1624 and encodes 508 amino acids. NCBI's taxonomy places the organism in Eukaryota, Metazoa, Chordata, Actinopteri, Cypriniformes, Danionidae. The transcript has 3 exons.